UGAGGGCGCAGCGCCGGCUGGGAGACGUGGGGCCGGCGGCGGCCCGGCCCUCUGCCGCCGCCAGCGGAGGAAUCUUGGCCCCGCGCGGGGGGGGAUCGCUCUCUCUCGCUCGGGCCCCCGCGGAGGACAUCCCCGGGCUCGCCGGCGUCGCUGAGCGCCCCGUCCAGCCGGCACGCGAGCUCAGGAUACAGAACUUGGUUGGAGGAGGGGACGUCCUUUUGGAUUUUAUCCACGGCCUGCUAACUGCUACUUUCAGCCAUGGAGUCGAAAUCAAUGACUCAGGCACAGUAGAGGAAAACAAUUGGUACGUGGCCUUCCAGAGCCUUAGGAGCAUUGCAACCCAGUUAUCGACUCUCAUUCAGAAGCUCAUCGCACUGGAAAUAUUAUCUAAAGGUUUACUCUUGCAGUUUCGCCCUUUCAAAAUGCACAGCUUGCACAAUUCUAUCCCUACGAAACUAGACUUGCCAACGGGACCAGAGGUAUAUAAGCCAAAUGUUCCCCCAGGGGAUGGAGAGAGUGACUGGGAACCAGAAAACGAUGACCCAGGGACAGUAGAGGAGGAAGAGGAGCUCACUAUGGUGGUCCAUGCCCCAACAAUGCACAGACCCGCCAAUGUGAAAAGUCGGUGGCUGCCCCUGGAGAUGGAAUUCCUGUUCACUCUGCUCUGGAGGCAUUCCACGGAGAGAGAGAAAUACCAGGACAUGCUGCGUAUAUGGAGAGACAACGGUCUUCCCUCACGGACAUUCAACGCAUUCAAAAAGAAACUGGAAAGAGUGAGAUGUGACAUGGCUGGCACAGGAGUAACAACUAAGGUGCUCGAACCAGUGAAUGAAAGACUAAGUAGUGAGAAGUUUGGACUGAAAACAAAAAGAAAGGCUUCUGUCACAAGGCUGGGAAAAUACGACUUGGACUGCUUAGAGAUUGGUGGCUGGCUAAAUGAUCUAGUGAUAGAUCGUUACCUGGAACUGUUGUGUGAACGGUCAGAGAAGAACCAGCCAAAUUUACCCCUGGUGUUCAACAUGGGUGUCCAUUUCAUGCAAACCUACACACGUCAUGGCUAUGAUGCAGUAAAGACUUGGUUCCAAAACCACAAGGCGUGGCAGUGUGAGAUUAUAUUUUUCCCAUACUAUCAGUCCCAUCAUUGGACGCUCGCUGUUCUUGACCUCAAAUCUCAAACUUUAUCCCAUUUCAAUUCUCUUGGGAAAGGGAAAAAGGAAGCCUGCAAUGAGAUUAUUAGUUAUCUCACAACAAGGCACAAGGACACAACCAAGACUUGCUUGCUUCAGAGUGGAGCACAAGACUCUCCAAGGCCAGAAAGGAGUAUGGAAUGGUGUAUCUGGGGAAAGGUGAGACUGGCAGAAUAG
Eublepharis macularius is the source of this 1364-nucleotide messenger RNA. RefSeq lists its product as uncharacterized. The coding region runs from base 423 to 1364 and encodes 313 amino acids. Lineage: Eukaryota; Metazoa; Chordata; Lepidosauria; Squamata; Eublepharidae. Gene Ontology annotation, biological process: protein desumoylation. Gene Ontology annotation, cellular component: nucleus. Gene Ontology annotation, molecular function: deSUMOylase activity. The record is from RefSeq and is a predicted model, not a curated record. The transcript has 3 exons.